UGGUUGAAUCUGGGCCUCGGGCGUUCCACAGAGGCUACCCCGGUUGUGUCCGGGUAAGAUGGCGUUUGAAGAGCAGUGCUCGGCACCACCUCGAUGGCAGGCCAUAUCCGUGAUACACGUAGAGUUCCCUGAAGGUGACCUCACAGGGAAGCUGUUGGCCUACAUCAGUCUCCUACCCAUCGCUAUUUUAGUGGGUUUUGUCACACUCAUAGUGUUUAAACGGGAACUGCACACAAUAUCAUUCUUUGUUGGACUCCUCCUGAAUGAAGGAGUGAACUGGCUGCUCAAACACAUUCUCAGAGAGCCACGCCCUUGUGCAGGGGUUCACCCAACUGUGCACACAGAAUACGGGAUGCCCUCUAACCAUUCCCAGCUUACCUGGUUCUUUGUUGUUUACUUCUUUCUUUUUCUAUAUUUAAGAAUGCAUCAAACGAACAAUGCUCGAUGUGUGGAUCUGCUGUGGAGACACAUACUGUCUAUUUUCCUGCUGGGCAUGGCCUUGUCGGUCUCAUACAGCAGAGUUUACCUGUUGUAUCACACAUGGAGCCAGGUUUUCUAUGGUGGAGUAGCUGGCAGUACAAUGGCUAUAUUCUGGUUCUUCGUCACACAGGAGGUGCUGACACCGUUAUUCCCCAAAAUUGCAGCAUGGCCAGUAUCGGAGUACUUCCUGGUGAGGGACACAAGCUUGAUCCCCAACAUCUUAUGGUUCGAGUAUACAGUGACCCGAUCAGAAGCGAGGAACAGACAACGAAAGCUCGGAACAAAACUUCAGUGAUCUGUGAAACCGAGUCCUGGACCAGCGUUGAGCGGACGCACACACAAACACACUCUUCUCAUGUUUCCAUCCACAAACAGAAACAAAAACAAUACAACACACUGGAGAACCAUCUUUUGGAUUGACUUGGUUGCAAAGGAAUGUGGGGUAAAGGGUGGUUAAAGAUGGCCUGACUCGAGCCAACCAGACCCUGGAGCCUACAGCCUGAGCGAGUCCGUCCACACGCCUUUCCUCCUUGUACAGCUCGCCUAAAAUGCUCCUCAGUGCAUGAAAGACUGUACAAGAGGCAACCUAUUUAAUGAUAGAUUAAUAUAUAUUUUAACUAUAAACGCACGCUGACAGUAGCAGUUUACUGUAAGAGAUUCAAAGAGCCAACAUGGAGGCUGUGGUCAAGUUUCAGACCAUUAUGUGGGCGCCAUUACAGCAUGUAUAGUGAUUCCUUUUUCUUUUAGUUUAAUGGGG
Molecule: messenger RNA, 1237 nt
Organism: Nothobranchius furzeri (turquoise killifish)
Lineage: Eukaryota; Metazoa; Chordata; Actinopteri; Cyprinodontiformes; Nothobranchiidae
Gene: dolpp1
Product: dolichyldiphosphatase 1
Biological process (GO): lipid biosynthetic process; protein N-linked glycosylation
Cellular component (GO): intracellular membrane-bounded organelle; endoplasmic reticulum membrane
Molecular function (GO): dolichyldiphosphatase activity
Source: RefSeq, a predicted model, not a curated record